UUCGGGUUGUCCCCUCGCGUGCGCGGUCGCCCCUUAGGUUCACGCAUGCGUGCCUACUCCUGCCAUAAGAAGCUGUUGAGAGUGGGAGCGGAAUCAGAGUGAGGGAGAAAGGUGGUGUUCCUGCUUCAACAGUGAUUGAACGGAACCUUCAUUCCCAACUGCUGUCCGCGAGCUUCUCUGUUCAUACCCGCCUUCGUUAUCUCCUGAACCGUCCGAUGCCAUGAGUUCCCAGGUGCGACAGAAUUAUCAUCCUGACUGUGAGGCCGCCAUCAGCCGCCAGAUCAACCUGGAGCUUUAUGCCUCUUAUGUUUAUCUCUCCAUGUCCUUUUACUUUGAUCGGGAUGACAUUGCAUUGAAGAAUUUUGCCAAAUUCUUCCUGGAGCAAUCUCAUGAAGAGCGUGAACAUGCUGAGAAACUCAUGAAACUGCAAAAUCAGCGAGGAGGGCGCAUCUUACUUCAGGAUAUCAAGAAACCAGAUCGUGAUGAAUGGGGAAGUGGUUUGGAUGCAAUGAUGUGCUCUCUGGAGCUGGAGAAGAGUGUAAACCAGUCACUCUUGGAAUUGCAUAAACUGGCUACUGACAGGAAUGAUCCACAUCUCUGUGACUUCCUAGAGACCCACUAUUUGGAUGAACAGGUCAAAUCUAUCAAGCUCCUAGGAGAUCAUGUAACCAACCUGCGGAGACUGGGUGCUCCUGAAAAUGGAAUGGCUGAAUAUUUAUUUGACAAGCACACCUUGGGUGAAGACAGCAGCUAAACACCUGCAUUCUUCCUUGCUGCUUGAAGCACUCAGCUCAGUGCAUGUUUUAAGUUAUGUUUGUAGUCAAGUUUUCACACUACCCCAAUUAUGUAAUUGUGCAACCUGAAAACUUGAAUGGUUUCUAAUAAGCUAAUUGAUUAUUGAAGUCUACUUGUAGAAAACAUUCUUUGGCUUAUCUCCAAAUAAAGCAAUUUGAACAAUUA
Hemiscyllium ocellatum (epaulette shark) is the source of this 960-nucleotide messenger RNA. Its product is annotated as ferritin heavy chain. Lineage: Eukaryota; Metazoa; Chordata; Chondrichthyes; Orectolobiformes; Hemiscylliidae. The transcript is spliced from 4 exons. Gene Ontology annotation, molecular function: ferric iron binding; ferrous iron binding. Gene Ontology annotation, biological process: intracellular iron ion homeostasis; iron ion transport. The record is from RefSeq and is a predicted model, not a curated record. The coding region runs from base 221 to 754 and encodes 177 amino acids. Gene Ontology annotation, cellular component: cytoplasm.